UCUAAACCCCAUAGCCAAAAUGGAAGGACUCAUGAUAGCACUAUGUUUAAUCACUCUCUUCUUCACUAUCACCACCCUCUUUAAGCUCCUCCUUCAAUGGAAAAACCAACCUUGUUGCUACAUGCUAGCCUACCAAUGCUACAAACCCUCCGACCCGACCCGAACACUCGACACAAAUUCUUGCUUAAAACUCGUCCUCCGCAACAAAAACCUCGGCCUCGACGAAUACCGAUUCCUCCUCAAAACCAUUGUCAACUCCGGCAUCGGCGAACAUACUUAUGGCCCAAAAAACAUCCUCGAAGGACGCGAAGAAACCCCGACUCUAGACGAUGCGGUUGCCGAGAUGGAUGACAUCAUUUUCGACACGCUCGACAAACUCUUUGCGAAGACUCACAUUUCUCCAUCCGACAUCAAAAUCUUGGUCGUUACUGUGUCGUUAUGUUCGCCUUCUCCUUGCUUGACAUCUAGGAUUGUUAACCGUUACAAGAUGAGGGAAGAUAUUAAGGCCUUUAAUCUAUCCGGAAUGGGGUGCAGUGCAAGCAUUGUUGCCAUUGAUUUGGUUAAUAAUUUGUUUAAGUGUUACGAUAAUUCUUAUGCCAUUGUUGUUGCUACUGAAUCUAUUGGACCUAAUUGGUAUAUUGGGAAGGAAAAACAAAUUUUUUCCAAUUGUUUGUUUCGAUCGGGUGGUUGUUCGAUGUUUUUCACAAAUAAAAGAGAGUUGAAACAUCAAGCUAUGUUGAAGCUCAAGUGUUUGGUUCGAACCCAUCUCGGUGCGAACGACGAAGCCUAUCAAUGUUGUAUUCAGGUUGAAGACGAUGAUGGGUAUCGUGGAUUUAGGCUAACAAAGAACCUUCCAAAAGCAGCAGCAAAAAUAUUUGCAAUGAAUUUAAGGGUUUUAGUACCGAAGAUAUUGCCAUUAAGGGAGUUGCUUCGUUAUGUGAUAGCUAACUCUGUUAGCCAAAAGGGCAAACUAGCAAAAGAAGCAAUGGGAGGGGUUGCUGUAGGUCAAGGUCCAAUUAUAGGUUUGAAUCUUAAGACCGGUGUCGAUCACUUCUGCAUUCACCCCGGUGGGAGGGCCGUUAUCGACAGCGUCGGGAAGAGCUUGGGCCUCAACGUUUACGAUCUCGAGCCAGCUCGAAUGGCUCUGCAUCGAUUUGGAAACACUUCAUCUGCAGGAUUUUGGUACGUGUUCGGAUACAUGGAAGCGAAGAAGAGAUUGAAGAAAGGAGAGACAAUAUUAAUGAUAAGCUUUGGAGCUGGAUUCAAGUGUAACAAUUGUGCAUGGGAAGUGAUAAGAGAUUUGGAAGAUGAAAAUGUAUGGAAGGAUUGUAUUGAUUCUUACCCUCCUCAAUGCUUGAACAACCCUUUCAUGGAGAAGUAUAGUUGGAUUUAUGAUGAAUCUUUGAACUUCAUUAGGAAUAUAGAUUUAUUUAAGCAACAAUUAAUAUCUUCCACCUAAUUAAGUUUUAAUU
Molecule: messenger RNA, 1472 nt
Organism: Benincasa hispida (wax gourd)
Lineage: Eukaryota; Viridiplantae; Streptophyta; Magnoliopsida; Cucurbitales; Cucurbitaceae
Product: 3-ketoacyl-CoA synthase 19-like
Biological process (GO): fatty acid biosynthetic process
Cellular component (GO): membrane
Molecular function (GO): acyltransferase activity, transferring groups other than amino-acyl groups
Source: RefSeq, a predicted model, not a curated record